This is a messenger RNA of Coccomyxa subellipsoidea C-169, 1689 nucleotides long. RefSeq lists its product as hypothetical. The transcript has 9 exons. Gene Ontology annotation, cellular component: kinetochore; nuclear envelope; mitotic spindle. Bases 1 to 1689 code for a protein of 562 amino acids. The record is from RefSeq and is a predicted model, not a curated record. Gene Ontology annotation, biological process: mitotic spindle assembly checkpoint signaling; attachment of mitotic spindle microtubules to kinetochore. NCBI's taxonomy places the organism in Eukaryota, Viridiplantae, Chlorophyta, Trebouxiophyceae, Coccomyxaceae.
AUGAAGCAAGAAAAGGAGCUUUUGGAGGACGUCCUGCACAGGGAGAUGAAUAGAGCGUCGGCAUUGCAGGCCGAGCUUUUGCAAGCACAGCAGGCAAAGAGAGAUGCGGACUUUGGUCGUGAGAGGGCAGAGGCAGACCAGGCAGAGGCAGCAGCCACCGCAAAGCGAGCAACACAGAGCCUGGAGAGAAAGAUAACGGUGCUGGAGGGGCAAUUGGCAAAUGCAGCUUCUCAGGCUGAGGAGAGCUGCCAGAGCCUGGCUGCAGAACUCAGGCAGGCGCGGCUGCAAGCGGAUCAGGAACUGGAGGUGCAGCUGGAGGAAGCUGUCACGCUAGCAGAGGAAGCCGCGCGCAAGCGCAGGGAAGCCGAGACGCAGCUGGCGGCAGCCGAAGCGCGCGCGGAAGCGGCCGUCGGACAGGGCGCGCCAUCGCGCACCGGGGACGGCAGGGACGCGGAGCUGCGCAACCUGCGGGAGGAGCUGGCUGCACAGGAGGAAGCCGUCAGGGAAGCGCGCCGCCUGAAAGACCAUGUCAGGAAGUCAGGUAUUCUAGCGGAGCAGCUGAUGGCAUCAGAGGGGAAGGUGCGACGCUUGGAGGCGGUGGCGGCCGCGCACAGCGAGCUGCAGGCCCAGGUGGAGCCGCAGCAGGCAGAGCUGCGCCUGUGGCGCUCCGCGCUGGCCGGCGCGGCCGGGGCCGGCAGCGCCGCCGGCCCCGAAGCUGUGCUGCAGCUUCUGGAGGACCUGCGCGGCCAGGUGCUGACGCUGAAGGAGCACACUGGCGAGAAGGAGGCCGAGGCCAGGCGCCUGCAAGAGGCGGUGAGGGCGGCGGAGGAUGCAGCUAAGGAAGCGGAUGCGAGGCUGCUCAGGACACAGGCGGCGCAGUCGGAGGCGGCUGGAGCGGUGGCACGACUGGAGCGCAAGGCUGCGCUCCUCGCCAAAGAGCGGGACGGCCUCAAAAGCAUCCUGGCCUCGUACGACGAGGAAGAGGGCAGCGCAGGUACGGGUACCGGUGCUGCGCAGACCGAGCACGUGAGGGAGCUGGAGGCGACAAAUGGGGCUCUGAAGGCCCAGCUGCAGGUGCUGGAGGAGGAGGCUGCGCAGGGCGUGGCGUCCCUGCGCGCGCAGACCGAGAAGCUGGCCGCUGCCACCGAGCGCGCCGACAAGGCGGAGUCGCUGGUGCAGCGGCUGGAGGCCGAGGCCGACGCACAGGGGCGCCAGAUCGCACUGCUGGAGGAGCGGCUGGGGCGUGGGGAGUUCAACCCGUCGACGACGCGCGUGCUGCAUUUCGUGCACAACCCCGAGGCGGAGGCACGCCGGGAGGCGGAGGCCGCGCAGGUCUCGCAGCUGCAGGCGGAGGCGGCCGCUCUGCGCGCGCAGCUCGCUGUGCUUCAGAGCAGCGACGCCGGCGCCUCCGACUCAUCCGCGCCCGCCGCAGCCGUUGCCGCCGCCGAGAGGACCCUGCUGGAGCGGAAGGUGUCUGAGUUGGAGAAGAGGGAGUCGAGGCUCAAGGAGGUGUUCAAGACCCAGGUGUCCAACUUCAGGGAGGCCUGCUUCUGCCUCUUCGGCUAUCGCGUCGACAUGGCGUCUCAGCUGCUGUUCAAAAUGGAUCCCAACGGAGGCAUGGUCCUGCUGCCGAAUGAGUUCACCACCAAGUACCUGCACCGCGAAGUGGAGACUUUCAUCACACGGUGA